GAGAACUCAGGAUCCGCGGCAGUACGUCGGGUGGUAGAGCACGAAAUCGACGAAAAAGAACUAGAAGAUCUGGCACAAGAUGAGCAUUGCAACAGAACACGGCAAACAAGUGGCAGACGAAGGAUAUGAAUUGUUACCCAAGGAAGAUGUUCCAUCGGAAAGUGCUAAUGGCAACACUUCUAGUGUUCCGAAACGUCAAAUAUCUGCCAUCUUUACUGAUAUCUAUGAGGACAAAUCAACAACUACUGCACUUCAAAGUCAACUGCAAACAAGAAAGGAAUUCGAAUGGUUUCACUCACCAGGAGAAGCACAAACCAAGCGCAAAAAGCAUCUCAACUCUCUCCUAACCGCGACCGCAUAUCCACUCUUCAUGGCAAUUCUCGUCACAGUCAUCAAAGAUGGACGUCACUACACAUUCUACACUACCCUCAUGCCUCUACUCUUCUUGAGUCUUGCACUACAAAUAGCCAUUGCAAUUGCAAUUGUCAUUAGAAAUGGUAUGGUUCAUAUCAAGCAUCCUCUGGACGUCGAGGCUGCAACUAUGGUAAAGAGACGAAGUAUUGCAAAACUAAAAGCUCGGUUUGACUUGUCUUUACAAAUUGCCACGACGGUGUCUAUUGCUCUCAAUAUGGCAGUUCACGCAUUUUUCGCUGCUCGCGUGUUGGAAACAGAUGGAAAGACAUCAACAGGCAACGAUACCAAGUAGCAACUAUACAGCAUACAUUAACUAAACUGCAUGUUAGUCUGUUAAAGACAGUGGAGAUUAGGGGUUAAAGCAUGAUAAUACAUUUUCUAUUGGCCGAGUAGAUACAACACUGAGUAAACUUUCAGAGCUUGUCUGGGCUAAUUUAAUUAAAAUAUUGGCGCGGCACUG
Corticium candelabrum is the source of this 874-nucleotide messenger RNA. RefSeq lists its product as uncharacterized. The coding region runs from base 80 to 706 and encodes 208 amino acids. The record is from RefSeq and is a predicted model, not a curated record. The transcript is spliced from 3 exons. NCBI's taxonomy places the organism in Eukaryota, Metazoa, Porifera, Homoscleromorpha, Homosclerophorida, Plakinidae.